UCUUCCGUAUUUCCAAGGCCGUGUUUGGUUGCGUCCCUCUUAUUUCUCAGCGCCUUUGAAAGGAACGUUUCGUCGCCCUUUAUCUCUCUCAUCUCUUUUCUCAAAAUCUAUCGCCGCAGAAAAAACCCAGAAGCCCAGAAGAAGCAGAAGAUUCAAAGCCGCAAGCAUUGAGAUCAGAUUUGCAUCAAAUCAAUCAUGGCGACUCCCGGCGUUCUCAACAGAGAAGACGGCUUUUUCCUCAACUCUCCUAUCCUCGAACCUCGAAAUGGAGAGAGUGUGAAAUCCCGUGGAAUGUCGAUUGAGAAGAAGAUUGAGCUGCUUGAGAGCAUGGCCGGAACGGUUAGCAACCGACGGUCUCGAAGAUGGGUAAAUGAUCGGAUUUUGUUGGAACUUGUUCCUCGUCUAAAUGCAGAAGAAAUCAGAGGCUUGUUUGCUCCACCACCUUGGGGUGAUGAUGUACCGCUGUCAGCAUUUUGCAUGACUAAUGUGCGAGAGUGGGAUACAUUUAGGAAUAUAGACAUGGAUAAGCAGGCUAAUGUGAUUGAUUCCAUGAAGGGCCCAAGUGCAAAGAAGAAGAGUCCUGUUGAUGCUGAUAAAACGGCCGUCUUGAAUGCAUGGCGUAGGGUUGAUUGUCGAACAAGAGAGGCACUUCGCCGUAGCGUUUUCGCAGAACUUGUUGAGUUCUAUGAGGAGCGUGUACGGGCCUUUGUUACGGAGACUGAAGGUGGAGAUGGAGAUGUUCUCAUCCUGCAGGUUCAAGAUCCUCUCCGUCGAUUGUUGCUCCAUGGUGUUUGCGAGUUCUACAACUUGGUCUCAGUGACGGUUGCUGAAUCGGUGAAUGGGGAGUCAACUAAGAUGACAAAGAUAACGAAGAAAAAAGGGCGUCCGAUCGAACUUCCAAAGAUCACUCUGUCCCAUUUCUUGAAGAUGAACAAACAAGGAAUGUGGUGAUUCCAUUUCCAUCUGGUUAAUGUGUUAAUAAAGUUGGGCAUCAUGUGUUGUAUGUAACCUUGUGAAUUACACCAUGUAAAUUACUCACUCACAUUGCCCUGAUCGUCUCCUACAAGUAGUUCAUUGAUCUCUCUAGGAUUUGUACUCUGUACAGAUUAUGUUAGAAUGUACUAUUUCCGUCGCUCAACGAAUGAAGUUGAUUGCGAGAACUCGAUUUUUA
This is a messenger RNA of Pyrus x bretschneideri (Chinese white pear), 1171 nucleotides long. RefSeq lists its product as uncharacterized. Lineage: Eukaryota; Viridiplantae; Streptophyta; Magnoliopsida; Rosales; Rosaceae. The transcript has 7 exons. The record is from RefSeq and is a predicted model, not a curated record. Gene Ontology annotation, molecular function: nucleic acid binding. Bases 196 to 951 code for a protein of 251 amino acids.